AUGAGCUCUUCGAGCACUUGGGUCUCUUGGUUGCAACCCCCUGCAACUCCCAGACAGACCCACGAGGUACCGAAGGACCCUGGGCCCCGAGCAGUGGCCCCACCCGCCCCCAAUUGUGGUCGGCGACCUCAACCCGGCGGUGCGGCCCCCAGUUCCUCUGCCGGGCUGAUUGCCACACUUCCCACCUCUAGCCCCACGGGGCAGCAGAGGGAGGAGGACGUGCGGUGUGGGCACCCAGCGGGCGCAGCCGGGGAAUCCCGCCCGAUGGGACUCCUCUUCCACUUCCCUUCGCCAGCCCAGGCCACAACAGAAGAAAUGUUGUCCUUUACAACACCCCGAUGGGUCCUCCAUCAGGCUUUUACAUCAGCUGGUGCCCACACAAGCAAACCACCAAGCCACGACGAUACCUACCUCACCUCCAGCUCCUUUGGGGAAAUGAAUUCACAGUGGGAGCCCAGGCUCCAGGUCAAGGUCAUCAGUAACCCUCUGUGGAAGAUGGAAGAUUUGCCUCAGUUAGCUUCUGUUUCCUUCCCUAGGGCAGUUGGUUGUACCAUGUCUAUAAGUAGUGAGACGAUGGGACCCUCCCUGACCCAGGAGAUCCUCAGCUACCUGGGCCUGGCCAAUGAGACAGCAGCUUGGGGGACUCUGGGCACCCUGAGGACCUUCUUAAGUUUCAGUGUGGACAAGGAUGUACAGAGGCUGCUGAAGGCCAUAACAGGUCAAGGUGUAGACCACAGUGCCAUUGUGGACGUACUGACCAAUCGGAGCAGAGAGCAAAGGCAGCUCAUUUCUCGAGCCUUCCAGGAGCGCACUCAACAGGACCUGCUGAAGUCCCUGCAGGCGGCACUCUCUGGCAAUCUGGAGAGGAUUGUGGUGGCUCUGCUGCAGCCUACAGCGUACUUUGAUGCCCAAGAACUAAAGACAGCCUUGAAGGGCUCAGGUUCUGCUAAGGAUGUGGUCAUGGAGAUUCUUGCCACCAGAGCCCCAUCUCGGCUGCAGGACUGCCUGACAGUCUACAAACACAAUUUCCAGGUGGAGGCUGAGGAGGACAUCAAGUGUGAGACGAGGGGCAUCUUGCAGGACCUGCUUCUGGCUCUGGCCAAGGGAGGCCGUGAGACCUACUCUGGGAUCAUUGACUACAAUCUGACAGAACAGGAUGUCCAGGCACUGCAGCAGGCUGAAGGACCUAGCACAAGGGAGCCAUGGGUCCUAAUCUUCACCCAGCGCAAUCCUGAACACCUCAUCCGAGUAUUUGAUCAGUACCAGCAAUGCGCUGGGCAAGAGUUGGAGGAAGCUAUCCGGAACCUUUUCCAUGGAGAUGUCCAGGUGGCCUUGCUCAGCCUAGUCUCGGUGAUCAGGAACACACCACUGUACUUUGCUGACAAACUUCACCAAGCCCUUCAGGAAACUGAGCCCAAUUACCAAGCCCUCAUGCGUAUCCUUAUUUCCCGAAGUGAGACUGACCUUCUAAGCAUCAGAGCUGAGUUCAAGAAGAAAUUUGGGAAGUCUCUCUAUUCUUCUCUUCAGGAUGCAGUGAAAGGGGAUUGCCGGUCAGCCCUACUGGCCCUGUGCAGAGCUGAAGACAUUUGAGAGCUUCUGGUCCCCUUGCCCCCACGUGACAUUCAAGUAUCUGAGAGGCACAUGUUUGGCGGAGCCUGCUGGAGACCAUCUGAGCCUUCAAAUAGGAUAUCCCUCAUGGAGUACCACAUACCCCAGCUUCAUUGAGGCUGGAAUUCUACAUUUCUUUUAAAUCCCUUAAUUCCCUUCAUCUCAAAAUUAUGUCCAUACCUGGGUCCUCUAGCUCUGUGUUGGCAUAGGAUAAUGGGAUCUCUUUGAUAAUGUCUGUUCCAUUAAUCCAUCCUGUACCCUGGCCAGAACAUCUCACUUGAAUUCUUUGGCAAA
Castor canadensis (American beaver) is the source of this 1902-nucleotide messenger RNA. NCBI's taxonomy places the organism in Eukaryota, Metazoa, Chordata, Mammalia, Rodentia, Castoridae. The record is from RefSeq and is a predicted model, not a curated record.